Molecule: messenger RNA, 14344 nt
Organism: Caenorhabditis auriculariae
Lineage: Eukaryota; Metazoa; Nematoda; Chromadorea; Rhabditida; Rhabditidae
Source: the annotation of a GenBank genome assembly
AUGAUAAUGAACUCUUCAAUAGCUCAGCGGAUAAGGAGCUUAAGGUGAUUUUUGGGUUCUUUUUGAAGAAAACGACCAAAAUUCAGCUUCUAUGCGAAAUCGAUCAAAGCCGGCGAACAGUCGGUUUCCGUGAAGCUGAACGACGGGCCUAGUUUAGAACUGAAAACAGGUGAAAAUACGGGAAAACUCAAUUAUUGGUAUAGUAUUCAAAAAAUUGAGAUUUUUAUGGUUUCAAGUUGUAAAAUUGUAUAUUUUCGCUUUGAGACCCAGGUUAAAGGCGCAGAGACUCUUUAUAACUUUAUAUCUGCUCCUAAAAAUCUUUUUUCAUGUGGGAUUUACAUUGUUUAGAAAGUAAAUUCGAUAUAUUAUUUCCCAAGGAAAUUUUUAGCACUUAUUGAAAUUUAUCAAGCCUUAUGAACACCUGAGUGGUCCCUAAAAGGGGAAACCUAUAAGGUCGCUCCUCUAGGGACCACUCUAGCUUUCUCAAGAUGAUUUGAUUCUUCGAGACCAAUUUGGAGUUGAAUUAUUCUCAAAAAUUUGUAAAUUUCCUGGGAAUUUUGACUUGCUUUGAUAACUUUUUCUUUAUUAAAUUUGUCUUUUUGAGACCCGAUUUUUCAAGCUUAGAAUGUAGUUGUGAGUCUAACUUCACAAAAUUCAAGGGCUACCAUUUUUUUUUGUCAACAUUGAGUUUCAAAAGCUCUAGAGAGAUUUUUUGUGCCUAGAAAACUGAAAUUUAAAUCUAUUUUGAUCGGGUUUUGAAGGAUUUUGUGGACCUGGUCGUAUUCUAAUUAUAGUAAAUAUUCGUUGAAAGUUUUUUUUCCGAUUUUUGAAUACGAUUCAAAAAUUUAGGGCAUGUCGCUCGGUUCACCAGCGGCGCCGUCGUCGCUUCCUGCGGUGGAAAUGCGAUUUUAGCAACUUGCGUCGCGAAUAAAAGCAAACCCGGCACACUUGUCGUCGACUACAAGUGACUUUUGGAAUUUCAUGUCGAGUGACUAGAGAAAAAUGGAAAAAAAGAGAAAAUUCAUAAGAAAAACGCUUUUUUUGAAGCUUUCGUGAAGGUUUUUCAUUCUUGAGUAUAUCAUUUUUCGAAAAAAAAAACCGAUAAAUUACUUAGGAACCCUAGUGUGGCCCCUAGAGAGGCGACCUUAGAUGUUUGAAGGGUCCACUUUAGGGAUCACAUUAUCUAACCCUAUAGGGGGCACUUUUGCAAGCUUUAGUGGCACCUAGUCGUUUCUUGUUUUUCUUUGAAUGUAACUCCAUGAGAAGAAGCAUUCAAAAAUCAAUGGGUUACUUUACCCCUAUAGGGACCACUUGAGGUUUUGAGACUUCGAGCUCAGAUCCUGAGCCCCUAUAGGGAACACUCAAACUUCGCCCCUCUAGAAAGCAAUAUUUUGCCUUCUAUAGGCGAUUUUUUUCCCUAACCCCUCUAGGGACCACUCUGGCGUUCCUAAGAAUUCUAGAAAGUUAUGAAUUUCGUUGAUGAUAAUCUUGAUUAUCAGACAAAGCGCCGCGGCAGUUGGCCGCAUUCCGACCAAUUUUUUGCGUCGCGAAUUGAGCCAGUCGGAUCACGAGAUUCUCCUUUCGAGGGCCAUUGACAGGUUUUGAGUUCAGCUUUUUGUGAAUUUAAGAAGAUUUAAAAAAUGAGCCAUCUUUUAAACUUUGUUGUCAUGAAAAUCCGAGAAAAAAUCUAGAAGUGUCUAAUUUUUAGGGAAAAUCCGCUUUAACAGUAGGAUUCAUAAAGAAGAUCAUUUUGAGUUUGUAUGGGAUUUUCAAGUUGGAGAUCGCAUUUGGAAUGGCUGAACGUGUUUCGUUCGUUUUCCUUACCUUUCCUUAUAUUUGAUGCCAUCGUGCGUAAACCGUUUCUGGUCGGGCGCACUUUUCUAUUUUCUCUUAGGAACCUUUAAGCCAAUAUUUUUACCUGAAAAGGUGCUUCAAAAAUGGGAAACUUCCAGUCUCGUUUUUCAAACAGUACAUGACCCCAAAGAUAAUCGAAAAGGCUUCAAAAGGGUGAUGAAUGCACUGUUUAGCAGUUUUGAGUUGCGAUUUCCUCGUUGAAAGUGAAAAAAAUUCCUCGCUUUCCAGAUCCCUCCGACCGCUACUCCCAGCGGAAUGCUGCGAAGUCCAAGUCGUUUGCAAGCCUCUGGUUCUGGACGAGAACGGGGAUCAGCUCGUCCUGGGCCUGAAUGCAGCCUCCAUGGCCCUGCAACUCUCGGAAGUCGAUUUCGAUGGACCUCUCGCCACUUGCCGCAUCGUUUCCGAUGAAAAUUCCAAUGUAAAUUUGAAAAAAUUCGAAAAAAGUUGUCCUUUGAAACUUCAAGACUGUUUCGCGGUGAUGGUCCUUUAAUAGUGCUGCUUUCUUUGGGUUGAUAGAUUUUGAUCUAACCAGCGGCCCGAAAACGAUGUAGGUUUCUUGCUGCGACAUCGCCAAAAUCUCGCUGUCUUACCGUUCCUUCUCAUAAACUUGAAGCGAGCGAUAUCGCUUGCGAUAUAGCAUUACUCUCGCUGCGAUAAAGUCUGUAUUAUUGGAUGAGAUAGUGCUACUUUUUUGAUCGAUUUUGAUCUAAGCCCGAAAGCGAUAUAGCAGAAGCUUAUUGCUGCGACAUCGCCAAAAUCUCGCUCCCUUAUCGCUCCUUCUCAUUAACUUGAAGCGAGCGAUAUCGCUUGCGAUAUAGCAUUACUCUCCCUGCGAUAUAGUCUAUAAUAUUGGAUGAGAUAGUGCUACUUUUUCUGAUCGAUUUUGAUCUGAGCAGCGCUCCGAAGGCGAUGUAGGCUUUUUGCUGCGACAUCGUCAAAAUCUCGCUGUUUUAUCGCUUCUUCUUAUAAACUUGAAGCGAGCGAUAUCGCUUGCGGCGCCCUCGCGGUAAGCAUUACUCUAAUCGAUUUAACUAUAUUAAUUGAUGAACAGCUCGAAGAAAAAAAACCAAAAAAGUAACGCUAUUAAAGGAGCACUUGAAGCAGUCUGACUUCUCUGUGCCCUCUUCUCUCUUGUCGACUCUCCACUCUUUCAAUGAUCUUUUCGUGUUCCUGUGACAGCUUUGGUCAGAGAAAAGAGAGCGCAGACAAGUCAGAACGUCAAAAAGUCGCAAAUGAGUCAUAAAAUUUUAUGAACGGUUGAUUUUGGUCUGAAAAGGGUCCUGUUCGGCUACAGUAUGGUUUUUAAAGGCGCAGAAGUCCUAAAAGUCUUUAAAUAGCACCAAAAACGGCUCUUCGUUUCAAGACCUUUUUUGUCAAUUUUUAAAUCUGAAGCCACAUGGCUAGAAUAUUGAUGAGAAGUAUAUCUUUUUUUCGACUUUUAGAUCAUGAUCAACCCAAACCGACAACAGUGCUCCAAAUCUCAUCUCAAUAUGAUCGUCGCCAUGAAGAAAGGCCAGAGGACUGUGAUGAUCGAACUUGAUGGAAAAGUAUGAAAAAAAGCGCAGGAGAAAAAGUCAAAAUACAAGUUUUUUUCCAGCAAGUUUUCGAUGGAAACGAUUGAAAAAGCCUUGGAUGUCGGUUUUGAACGGGUUGAACAUCUUCUAAUCGCCAUGGAAGGACUUGCGGCCGACAGGAAACCGGUGAAAGCCAAAGUUCGGAUUUUUCGAUUCACUGUCGCUGAAAUGAGGACGGUGCGCGGUACAUUGACGAUCUCGCGAAAGUGCUGCGUUGUAACUGCGCCAGUUUUGAAAUUUUUAGCGCGAUAUCGCAUAUUUAGCGCGAUAUCGCAUUUUUUGGCACGAUGUCGCUAUUUUCGGCCUGUUUUUUCGCUGAUUUCCAACCGCUUCGCUUUGUUUUCGCGCGACCUUGCUGUUUAGAUAUACCGCGCCAGUUCUAAAAUUUUUCUUAACCGACAUCGCAUUUUUGCGCGAUAUCGCUUUUUUCUCAGAUAUUCCGCAUAUUUCCAGCGCGAUCUCGCAUUUUUUUAGGUCUAUUUUCGCUGAUCUCCACCAUUUCGCUUUGAUUUCGCGCUACCUUGCACUUUGGAUAUUUUCAAUUUUUGAGCUCUGGAGGAACGCGAUGUCGCGCCUAGAAAAAUGCGAUACUGGCGCGGCGACAUUGCGGUUUAUUCGCGAUAUCGUCAAUAUAUCGCCCCCAAAAGGUCCUUUCAGGAUUUUAAAUAAGCCCAAACGGCCUUAGAAAAACCCUUUGGUUGGGUCGCGACGGGGUUUGAACUUUUGACCCGUUGGACCGUAGACAGGCCCGCAAUCUGCUGCGCUACGGCGCGCCCGCCUUUUUCAAAUAUUCAAUUUUGAAAAGUUUCAGCUUCGCUCCGUCUCCGGAGAGAGAACAAUCGGCCAGGCUGUUGAAAAUUUGGCUCGGGAACGGCUUUACUACGUUUUCACCAACAUCACCCACGACAAAACGUCUCGUGAUAACGAGAUCAAGGUCUGAUAAUUUACAUGUACUGACACGGUAAUUUUAAUUAGUGGCUAGUAAUUUCUUAGGAAAUCGCUCUGAAUCCUCCUUCAUGUACCACAAAAAGGUCCCAAAAGUUCAAAUCUGUACAAUUUUUUCGUUUUUUGUAAUUUUAUACCGAUUUUCAAAGCCUUGUUCAACGUAUUUUCCGCUAUUUCAAUAUUGACGCGUUUCAGUUUGAAUUUAUUUCGCGAAAUAUGCAAAAUUGGAUGCGGAAAAAUUGGGUCUCACAACGAGAAAAGAAAAUAGAUAUUUUGGGAAUAUUCGUGAAAUUCCCGCCAAAUUUUUGAAUUCGCGGCUAAAAUUUACCGAAAUCGUUGUGAGACCCAAUUUUUCAUGUUAUUUUUACUACGAAAACGGCAUAAAAAUUAUAAUAUCUUCAACCUUUUGGGAGCUGCAAAUCUGUAUAUCUAAUCUUCUAGGAGCGGCAACCCCAUGUAUCUCAAUUUUUGGGAGCUGCAAAUCUGUAUCUUCAACCUUUUGGGAGCUGCAAAUCAGUAUCUCUAACCUUUUGGGAGCUGCAAAUCUAUAUCUUUAACCUUUUGGGAGCUGCAAAUCUGUAUCUCCAUCCUUUUGGGAGCUGCAAGUCUAUUUCUCUAACCUUUUGGGAGCUGCAAGUCUGUUUUUCCAACUUUUUGGGAGCUGCAAAUUUGUAUCACUAACCUUUGAGAGCUGCAAAUCUAUAUCUUUAACCUUUUGGGAGCUGCAAAUCUGUAUCUCCAUCCUUUUGGGAGCUGCAAAUCUAUAUCUUUAACCUUUUGGGAGCUGCAAAUCUAUAUCAUCAACCUUUUGGGAGCUGCAAAUCUGUAUCUCCAUCCUUUUGGGAGCUGCAAGUUGAACCGGUACUCGAAAAAUUUAUAUAGCCUUUUUUUUACAUUCAAACCAAAAAUAAAUCAUCGUUCCCGUUAAUGUCUUGUGUCCCAGGAACCGUGGAAAAUAAAUAAAACACUAUUUCCGUUUUUUUCUUGUAAAUUGGCGAUUUCCAACUUUAGGAAAUCCUCGAAGACGUCCUUUCGUCAUCUGACGUGGAGGGGAUGCUAUGUGAAGUAGUUCAGGAAACGUUUUACAAACUCGGCAAGAAAAUCAUGAGGUUUUGACUGGAUCUACUGUAGAAAAAAAAAUAUAAACUUAUAGGGAAAUUGUCCAGGAAUCGAAUACGCGUUGCGACGGGAGGAGAUUGGAAGAUUUCAGGCCGAUUAAUAUCGACAUCGACAUGUAUCCCAUGUUACAUGGAUGUUCAUUGUUCCAGCGAGGACAGACUCAAGUGAAUAUCGUUAUCGAUUCUAGGAAAAAUUCAGAACAAAAAUCGGAAGAUUCAGAAUAAAAACCGAAAAAAGUUCAGAACAAAAAUCUAGAAUUUUUAAUCAAGACAGCGAUUUUUUUCAAAUCUUUAGGGGCUGUUAGAAAGUGGUUGGUACAUCUCUAGUUACCCGAAAAUAAUUUAUAAUUGGCGAAAAAGUUUUAGAAAUAUUAAUUCCAACAAAAUCUGAACUUUUUUUUUAGAAAUUUGUACAAUCUAGUUAACAAUUAAUAUGUCAAAAGUAUCAUUUUAUUCAUUUUUCAGGGAAAGUUUCAAGAGAAAUUCCUUGAAAAAGGAGCUUAUUUUUAGCCACAGUUUGUGUAAUUUUUGAUGAUAUUUGGCUGGAAAGAUAUUUAGAACUUCUUGAAUCUGUACAAAGAUAAAGUUGAUUAUUUUUCGAGUUAUGAAGCUUGAAAAGUUCAAAAUAAUGCUUUUUUUCAAUGGCCUAUGUAGUUUGAGGGUCUUUGAAACUUUAUUAAUCGAAAAAAAGAGCUGAAGCUAAAAAAAUUCUCUUUUUCUAAAAUCAAUAAGUCUGGAAGUACAAUUUAGUCAAGUUUCUAUAUAUGGUCAUGCAACAAAAUAAUAACUCUAUUUUUUUCAGAUUUUUAUAUUGAAAAUGUAUUUUACUCAUCGUAUAAUUUUUUUCCUUCGCAUGUUUAUUGUUGUACGGCAGUUUUUCGUAUUUCACAAAUUUUUUUGAAAAAAUUUUUUCUCAGGUUUGACUCCGAGUAGGAUGAUUAUUUUUUGCAAUAUUUUUGGUCACUCUGAUUAAUACAUUUCUGCGGAAUUUCAGCUCAAACCAAUCAAUAUCGGCGGAAUUAUCGUUACUGUAUAUUCUAAACAAAAGUUAGAUUUGAGGAAGCUGAAAAAUCUCAACAAAGCUGUUUUUUCCGAAUCCUUCUCUGAAACAUUGAGAUGGCUUUUGAUCAAUUUUAAAGCUGUUCUUUGAAACUGUAAAACAUGGGAAUACACCUGGAAUUCCAGGUAAUGUCAACAGUGACGUUCGACAGUCCGUCUGCAGCCUUCCAUCCCGAUUCUGUCGCCCAACUUCUUGGAUCCCAACGCAAAAAGUCUUUCAUGCUUCAUUACGAGUUCCCCGGCUACGCGGUCAACGAGAUUUCGGUUGGUAUUGUAUUAAAAUUUGACGAAACUCCAGGAAAAAGGGAAAAAAUAGAAUAAAAAGUAUAGGGAGGUUGUGGAAAAGGUUCAAUUCACAGACUAUCAGAGACGAUUUUCUUCUGAUUUUUGAAAAUUUUAUUUUUAGGUGGAAGUAGAAUCCAAACAUACCUAACAAAAAAGUCGACGAAAAUCAGAAAAAAAAUUGGUUUCUUAAGACAUUUUCUAAGUCGGCUUGAAAAUGAACCAUUGUCUAUUAAAUUUUUCAAAUUUUUAAUAGCUAAAAAGCUGCAAAAGUGAGACUUUUACUAGAUAUGAACAAUGAAUUUGAGGAGAAAAUGAUAAAAAGCUCCAAAAAAAAAAGUUAUAAACUCUUUCUGAACGAAAUUUUUUGCGACAAAGGGCGGAAUUUUCUUCAAAAAUUAUCGAUAAUCAAUUUAAUUUCUUUCAAUAUGUUAAUGAGGCCUUUAAAGCCGCGGAAAAUGACCUAAAACCGAUCUUCCCCUUGAGACCUUCAGAAUUUGGCUAUGCGCCUUUAGAAAGUUUAUCAGCAAAAAUGACCCGAAUAUCUCGCUUUUUAAUCCGAAUUUGCUUAGUUGUAUUUAUUCGGUAUUGGAAAACGCUAGUAGCUCUGUAUAGCUGAUUCACGGCCGGCUGGAGCCAUCGAAAAAGGGUCCUGACACGAUAGCAAAGAGAUAGUACUUGGUUGGUGGAGAGCGCAGACACGCCACGCCCUAGUUAGCCGUGAAUCGGCUAUAGUAAAGGUUGCAAUUAAGCCGAAGCUCAAGUUCAAUUUCCAGACCUCCCGCGCAGCCAACAGGCGAGAAAUCGGACACGGCGCCCUGGCCGAAAAAGCCCUAAAGAACGUCUUUCCCGACGAUUUCCCCUACGCGGUCAGAUUGGCCUGCCAAGUUCUUGAGUCCAACGGAUCCUCCUCGAUGGCGUCGGUCUGCGCCGGCUCCUUGGCGCUGAUGGACGCCGGAGUCCCUCUGAAGGCCCCGGCGGCCGGAGUGGCCAUCGGCCUUCUGACGGAUCCGACGUCGCCGGACGAGAACUACCGCGUCCUGACCGACAUCAUGGGCUACGAGGACUACGCCGGCGAUAUGGACUUCAAAAUUGCAGGUAACAAUUCUCCGAGUGUUCAAGCAGUUCGGUUAGAAAAGGUAUAGUCUGUUCAGAUUUUGAAUGUCAAGUAGAAUGACGUCAUUCGAAAACGCUCUGUGGAUGGCUCGCUCUCUGAUUGGUCAUUGGGGGCGGAGUUUCAGCGAGAACUUGAAAUUUAAAAUCUGAACAGACUAUAGUUUGGUUACCUGAGAGCUCCUACUUAUAAUGAUAUAUAGACUCCGCCCACUUUUCGGAUGCCAUAGGGGCCGAGAAAGUGACAGAAUUGUCGAUCACACCUUUUUGGAUGAAUUCUCAGGUUUUUUAUUGAGAUAAUUGUUCUGCGAGGUGUCUAGAAGCCACUAGAAAGAUUUCUGAUUUGAGCGGAGGUCUUGACGAGAAAUAUAGUCUGUUCAGAUUUUGAAUGUCAAGUCGUCGCUCAAGCUCCGCCCCUAAUGACGCGAUAAACCAAUCAAAGAGCGAGCCAUCCACGGAGUGUUUUUCAAUGACGUCAUUGCACUUGAAAUUAAAAAUCUGAACAGACUAUAAUAGAAAAAUUAACACAUUUUUCUUUGUUGCCCCAGCCUGGGUGGGGGAAAAAUUAGGAGCUGAGAAGACAACACAUUUUUUGAAGAAAUGAGCUUGACCGACGCUUUUGGUAGAGUUAGAAUUAGAAAAAAGGAGCAAUUAGUUCAUCUCAUUUUUUUUUUUUGAAACAAAGUUUUUUUAGUCGAAUUUAUUGAUUAUAAAAUUAAAAAUUUUCAAAAACUUGCAAACUUUUAUAGAAGUACCAGUAAUUUUUCAGUGUGGAUUCUUUUUCUUGAGCGAAUUAACAAAUUUUUUUUAACCAGAUUCAUUAAAAAGAAAACCAAAAUCAACAAUAGAAAAGACACGGAAUAGGACAAGAAUUUAGAAUUAUUAAUAAAGGAUACAAAACAUCAUACAAAAUACAACAAGAAUACAAUAAAAUUAUUAAAUAAUACAAUUGGAUACUCGAAAAUAUACCAGGAAUAUAAUAAGGAACCGUUAAAAAAUGAAUAGAUGAUGGGAAUGCCUGUAUUUACCUCGUAGUUAAGAAAUUGAGAAAGUAGGGAAAGAACUUGAAGCUCAAAAAGUGAUAAUCAAAAAUAAUGAAAGAAGAUGACUUUACAGUUUAGGAAAUAAUAAGGGGUAUGAAGUUAAGGCAUUGACAGUCACAAAUAUAAAGAAACAGGAACCAUAAUGUACAUUUAUAUAACAACCUUCAAAAUUGAGCUUUGACGGAUUUCCUCGAACCUGGGCACUUUAGAUAUGGCGUACUGUAGUCUUCCCAAGUUGCUCCUCAGCUCCUUCAUCAUCAGAGCGUAGAUCAUCUCGUAUUUCUAGAAAAAAGUUUGUUUGAACAAUGAGAUUGUCUUAAGUGUACUGAAUACUCGUCGAAACCCUUUUUUGAUUCUGAUAUCUAUUUCUUGAUGGGAUUUCGUGAAAAAGGAGAACUUUAGAUGAAGGAGAAGGCUUCUUACGCUUAGAAUAUUGAAAUAAAAGCGAUAUUCUUUCAAAAAUCAAUUCAAAAACUAACGCAGUUGUGUUGGAAGUGUAAAAGCGCUUCAUUGAGUCGGAGGAUUUCUUGGCGAAUGUCGAACGCCUUUUCCUGGGCCGUCAAGGCGACUCCUUGGCCAGUCCUCCGAUAAAGGUCGUCCAGCUCCAUGAUUUCCUUCUCGACGACGACCAGUUCGUCGUCGAGCGUUGUGAGCAUCUUCUGGGCUAUUUUCUGAAAGCCAAAAAGAUACUAACGACGUCAGACUUCAGAAAAUUCUCAAUGUUGCGCUAAGUUGCUUUUAAAGGUUUUAGGAUUUUCUUAGGGGACUUUAGGUUUGCAGAAUACUUGGGGAUUUUGGAAGCUUUCAAGGUGAAAUGGAGCCCUUUCAGGCUUUUCAAACAUCUUGUGGUUUUAAAGCCAUAACUAAGAGCAUGAAGCUGGCUAAAAAGAAUAAUCGAAAAAGAAAGGCUCACAAUCAUCCACCGGGCAUCCGUAGACGUGAAAUUGUAAACACCUCUCAUCUUCAACGUGAGCUCGAACUGAAAAAGAUCAAUAUGUUAUUCUUUUGACCUUUUUUGUUUUUAGAAAGUAUUUUUUUAUUAAAGACAUUCUCAGGGAAAAUCCAGACAUUUUCUCACUUUUCAUGCAACUGAAAAAUUUUCAAUAUUUUCAAAAAGUUUUUGUUCCCUUUUUAACUAUACAGUUCCAAAUACCUAAUAAUCUAGCCAAUACACACUAAAAAACUUUUCAACUUUCAACUAGAAGGGAUUAUUCACAAGAAAGGACGUCAAAGCUCACAUAGAAUUCUAGUUUCUCGAACUGCUUCAGUACUUCUUGGUCACACGUCUUCAGAAGAUGAAGACGUGCUUGCCACUGCUUCAACGCCAUCUGCUGCGCCUUCUGGAAGGUGGCCUUCUCGACGAUUUUUCGCGACGAUCGAAUCGAUAUCAAUGGCUUCCAUUUUUUUAUGUAGGAACUGGAAAUUUAAAACGAUAAAAAAAUAAAUACUGAAUUUCAAAAAAAUUAAAUUUAUCCGAUUCUUGAAGUUCUUCGAAUAGUUUUUAACGAGAAUCGACUUGAUUGAAAAAAAUAAUUUUUUUGCGUUUUUUUCGAAGUUAUUAAAUUGUAACUAUAGGUUUUUUUCGAAAGGAAAUGAGCAAAAAAAAAACUUCGGGUUUUGAUUUAAAAAAACUUUUUCCUUUUUUUCAAAAAAAGUUUGCGAAAAAUAGGCAAAAAAAGCAGAAAAAGGAGAUAGGUUUUAUAGAAAAUGAUUAAAAUUAGCAAAGAAAUAAAGAAAAAAACCAACCUGGUUGUCAGAAUAAUAAUAGUAGAAAGAAUGUGGUAAUAUGGCGAUUGAUCAGUUGUUGGGAUUCGAUUAGGAAAGGUAGUUUGGUUACCUGAGAGCUCCUAUUUAUACUGAUUGGUAGACUCCGCCCACAAUUUGGGUUCUCAUGCCAGAGGGGCCCAGAAAGGGUUGGUGUAUUCACACCUUUUUGGAGGUUUUUUGUGAUUGGGAUAAUUACCUUUGAAGGUGUCAAGGUGUCACUAGAGUGGUUUGGAAGUUGAGCUUGAUAGACUCCGCCCACAAAUUGGGUUCUCAUGCCAGAGGGGCUCAAAAAGCGUUGGUCGAUUUGACCGUUUUGGAGGGUUUUUGUGAUUGGAUAAUUGUUUUGAAAGGUGUCAAGGUGUCACUAGAGUGGUUUGGAAGUUGAACGGAGGUGUUGAUGGGAGAAAAUAGAUCAUUAUUGGGAAAAUUAACACUUUUUCCCAAGCUUUAAUGCCUCUGGGUAGUGAAAAUUGGGAGUCGGCGUGACCAGAAAAGUAGUUUUUGUUUGAGCUUGCACAAAACUUGAAAUGAAGUUAAAAGAGUCCAUUCUGAUCAAAAAAUGACCCUUACAGGGACUUCCAAGGGCUUCACGGCCAUCCAACUCGACAUGAAAAUACCUGGAAUGACUCGGAAACAGCUCAGUGAAGCCAUGGCUGCUGGCCAAAAGGGCGUCGACUUCGUCCUGAAUAAAAUGAACGCCGUUCGGAGCAAACCUCGGUUCGUACCGGUUUUUGUUGAAGGGAUGAAAAGAAAUUUUGCUCCAGCCAAAAUUGAAUUUAAAUAUGAAAAAAUUGAACUUUUGAAAGAAAAGUGUAGAUUUGUUUAAACUUAUACUGUUGACAUCUCGUUCCAAGUUUUCAUUAAAGUUAUCAGGAAAUGAAAAAUAACGUCUAUUAAGUAAAUUUGAACGACUUUGAGCAUUUAUAGUUGAAUUAUAGUUAAUAAAUGGACAUUUUGAAACUUUGUGAUUUUCAGCCUGAAAAUAGAGCUUUCAACGAAUUGAAAAGUUUCACAAACAGGUUUCGUUAAGCUAUAAAGUUCAUAAAAACGAUAUUUUUUUGAAAAUGGAUCGAGAAAAUGAUCAUUUUCAGCGAGGAGUUCAAGUCAACUGUCCCCGUCUUCGAACAUCUCAAAAUGGAGCCUUUCCGAAGGGCGAAUUUGUUCAGAAAUGGAGCCUAUAAUGCAAAAAUGAUUGAGACGGCCACGGAUGUCAAGGUAUAGGAAAAAAGGGCGGAUUUUAGUCCUCUUAGUUCGCUCCAUUGCUGAAAUUAGAAAAAAAAAAAUUAUUUUUGACGGACCUUUGAUUUUUUUAAAACUGUUUCUUUCUUAGACAUUGGUAACGCGAAUCGGACGUGUCGGAAAAUUUUUAGUUACCCCUUUUUUUUUAGUAGCGGUAGGGCUCUUAAGUGGUUCCUAGAAAUGCUGAGAAACGUUCGGUUUUCAUCACCGAAAUCCGAGAGGAUUAUUUCAACAAAAGUGUUCAAUUCUGAAGUUUUUUCCGAAUCAAACCCAAAAAUUAAUAAAUCCCAGAUAUCUUCGGAUGAGGAAAACAUGGUUCUUCUCCUCGCGCCGAACAAGGAAAAGCUCGAGGCGGCUAAAGAAAUGAUCAAUAAGUAUUGAUUUUUCCUAGAAAAAAAAUUAUAUGAUUUUUUCCAGACUUACCAUCGACACGAGCAAUGUCCAGUACUCGUUUGGCCAGUUUUUGAACGUGGAAAUCGCGGAGGUUAGUCAAAAAAUGGACCAAAAAAGAAGGAAAAUGGAGAUUUUUUGAUACUUUUUUGAGUUUUGGGGGUCUUUGAGGGGUUUCGAAGUAAUUUUUGGGGGUUUGGAAGUUUUUGAAGUGUUCAGAAAGCUUAAGAAUGUUUUUGAAGAGUUCAAGAUAGUUUUGAAAUUUUUGGGAGGCUUCAGAAACUCUAGAAGGUCUCCAAGAAGUAUCUCUUCUAGCUUUGAAAAUAUUUGUCCAAUUUUAAGGUUCCCAAAAGUUUAGCUCUACUCUGAGAAGACUGAUUUUGGCUUGGAGGAAUUGAAAGACCCAGCCAGAUUUUUAGUAUUUCUAGAGAGUUUCUGAAAAGCUUCAAAAAGCUUACAGGUGCUGAACAAAGGUGUCCAAGUCGUCCUGCCGGGCGGAUCUCAGAAAGUUUUCGUCAGCAACGGCCAACUCAGCGCCACCGCCAUCUCUCAUCCCAGCGCUCUUGGAAUGAAGGUCUGGCCUUUCAUUUUGAAAAGGGGUUGAACUAUAAUACUUGUGCUUUAAGUUUCAUGAUUUUUCGAUUUUGAGUCUUAGAUUUGAUAAAAUUACAUUUUUCCGUGUUCGUUUUCUUCUCCGAAAUUCUCCAUGAAGCGCAAAAAUCCAGCUUUUCUGCAACUUUCCCCUUUCAGCCUCGAUUUUUCAAGUUAUCCUAACUUUUUCUGGUUUUGAACCAUCCUUCUACCAGUCUUAUUACCAUUAAUAAUAUGUUUCGAGCCAAAAAAAAACCCAUUUUUCUACGCUUUUUCCUUCUCAGCCCCGAUUUUUCAAGCUCUCGUGGCUUUUAAUGGCUUUUUUCUUAAUUUUUCAAGGUUUUUUGACCAAUUUUACUAAUAUUCCUGGCUUUUAACCAUACUUCUACUGUUUUUAUUGAUUUUUUAGACCUCAAACUUUCAUUUGAACCAAAAAAAAAAAUCCAUUUUUCUACGAUGUUUCCUUCUCGAUUUUUCAAAUUCUCACGGCUUUUGACCUCUCAUAAUUUUGAAGUUUUUUAACCAAUUUUGCGUCUAUUCCUGGCUUUAACCAUACUUCUACUGUUUGUUUCUAUUAAUUUUUUAAACCUCAAUUUUCGCCAAAAAUCAGUCAUUUUUCUUCGAUUUUCCCUUCUUUUCAAGUUCUCAUGACUUUCAACCGCUUUCUAUCAAUUUUAAGGUUUUUUUUUUCGCCGAUUUCGAAUUAUUUUUCUGGCUUUACCAUACUUAUAACAGUCCUAUUAUUUUUAAAACCUCCAUUUUCAUUUGAGUCAAAAAAAAAUCCAUUUUUCUACGAUUUUUCCUUCUCAGCCCCGAUUUUUUUCAAGCUCUCGUGGCUUUUAAUGGCUUUUUUCUUAAUUUUCAACUUUUUUGAUCAAUUUUUACUUAUAUUCCUGGCUUUUAACCAUACUUCUACUGUUUUUAUUGAUUUUUUAGACCUCAAACUUUCAUUUGAACCAAAAAAAAAACAUUUCCUCUGCGAUUUUCUCUUCACAGUCUCGAUUUUUUAAGUUCUCAUGACUUCCAACCGUUUUCCUAUCAAUUAUAUAGUUUUUUAAAAUUUCUUUUGAUGUCUCUUCCUGACUCAAUUUUUUUAUUCAAGCCUAUCAAAAGCGCUUUUCUACGAUUUACCCUUCUCAGCCUUCAUUUUUCAAGUUCUCAUGACUUUCAACCGCUUUUCUUCCAAUUUUAUAGCUUUCUUUUCAACUGUGAUAAUUAUUUUUCGUUAAUAAUCAUUGUGAAUAAUCAGGUUGGCGACAAAAUCACGGUGCAAUGGUUUGGCCGCGACGAAUUGACGGGAACGAUUCGCCUGUCCCGCCGGACACUGGCCGGAUCGAAUCUUCGCUCUACCGCACUCAAAAAAACUUGA